This is a messenger RNA of Portunus trituberculatus (swimming crab), 9153 nucleotides long. Its product is annotated as mucin-5AC-like. Lineage: Eukaryota; Metazoa; Arthropoda; Malacostraca; Decapoda; Portunidae. The record is from RefSeq and is a predicted model, not a curated record.
CCUGUCAACAUUCAGUGCGCUCUUGGCCACGGUGGAGGAAGGAUGUGUUGCGCCGGUCUCCCAGGAAACUAAUACCCACACACCUGUUGCUCAUUCCAAGCCUGUCCUGCCGCUGAGCUCACCUGGGGACACACACCGGCGCGGACAGGAAAUUGAUUGGUCAGUCUGUCAACCAAUCAACGAACGAGACUUCUUCCUGUGAUAACAAGUGCUGUGACCUGACUUCACCUGACCUGUAGAGCGCGCCACAAAGGUCACCAGGGAGGCGGCGCUAUGUAGACCCACAGACCAGGUCAACGCACACGUGACCUGGAUUCUACAAACUUAACCUGGCCCAAUCUGACCCCACCCUGCCCUGACCUGACCUCACAGCAUGUCAGUCAUUUGCAAGACCUUCGUACAGAACACUUGGCGGCGUGACCUCUGUUCCAACUGCUUCAAGAGUAAAGAGGAGCAUGGAGGAGGGGGAGGAGGAGGAGGAGGACUUAUAGGAGGAGGAGGAGGAGUAGGAGGCAGUGUGGAUUUAGGCCUAGGGGAAGAAGAGGAGGACUUUAGCCUGGAGGGAGUAAGGCCUGGGUCAAAAAGAUACGUGGGAGUGGCCGGGCGUGUGUAUCAGAGAGGGUAUUAUGCGCAGAACUCAUGGAAAUCUCUAGUUAUCGACAAGUCAGACCCUUCCACGCCUUCUGCAGCGACCCGGCCCACCAGCAGCGUCUCCCUCAUGUCCCCGGCGCUGAUCAGGGGCGUGGCGUCCUCCCUAGUGACCCAAGAGAACGAGAAGAACCGGAAACUGAGUGAUCUCGACACGCCAGACCUGUUUGGAAGUGAUAGGCUCACACGCAGACUGUCUUCCACUCUUACUACUACUGGUACUGCCGCGCCCACCACGCCCGCCACCGUCCCGCCUCCGCGCCAGAGCCAGGCUAAGAUACUCUCCCAGCUGCUGGAUGACAAGGAAGAGGUGGAGGAGAGGAGGGAAGAGGGCAAGAAGAGUGUAGAUAAGGAGGAGUUUGAGAAAGGAGAUGCCAGCAGUGACUUGGGUUCCGAGGCGAGUAAUGAUAGUGUGGUGUCUUCUGCCUCAUCUCCCUCAUCUCCGUCCUCCACCUCCUCCGUAGCCUCCUCCUCCACCUGCCAAGUGUCCUAUUCCGCGCCCAACAGCGACACAGCGUCUAUUAAGAGCGAGGGAAGGAGGAGGAGGAAGAGGAAGAGAGUAAGAUCAAACUAUCAUUGUGCCCCUAAAAGCAUCCUAAGAAAAACGUCCUCACCGAAGAAAACGAAGCGCAGCAAGGAAGGGAGGAGGGGCGUCACUUUUAACUCCCAGCUGCAGGAACUGAUAGGGUACGGCGGGGACGUGGACUACGGGGAUGACGAGGAGGAGGGUUACCAGGAUGAGGAUGACGAAGAUGACGAUGAUGAGGACUUCUUUGAGGACCUGGCCAGCUUGACGCCCCACGAGAGGAUGCUGCGAAGGGAGACGAUGAAGAACACUGAAUACAACUCUGAUAACAAGAACCUCAGCAAGGAUAUACCGGAGGAUGAAAUUCUGCCUUCUGUUCAGGAGCUGGAGGAGAAACGAAAGCUUAUCCUGGCUGAGAUAGAGGCUCUGGAGAGACUGGGCAGGGAGAACAAGCUACGGAAUGAGAAGGUGAAGGAGGUGGUGAAGGAGGCGGUGCAGGAGGACACCACCAAGCAGGAAGCGCGGGUGAAACUCAAAAGAUCCUCUCCUUUAGUCUCCACGAAGCCUUUGAUAGCUCGCACGUCCUCUUCGGAGCCUCGAGUCAACCAGGUCCUACCCAUGAAGAACGGUGAAGUGGUGCGACCUGGUGUGACGGCUCCUGUGGCUGCCCCGCUCAUAGACGCCCCGCCCAAGUACGUGUCACUGGAGGAGGAGAUGGUGGAGAAGGAAAUCCCGCUGCAGGAAAGACCAGACGAGGUUAAAAAUACCCACAAAGUCACCUCUAUUGAUGACGUCUAUGAGAUCAAGGAGAAAGUCACGUGUUUAGAUGAUGUUUGCCGACCCAAGAAGGAUGCCUCGCCUUCGCCCCCUCCGUCAGGUAGUGCCACGGAGCCUCCAGCAGUCCCCAGGCCCACCACAGCGCCCCCUGCCCGCCCUGCACCGCCCAGCAAGGCCCCAGCAGUCAGGUCAGCUUCUGAAUGUGGGAAAGCGGUGACGAAAGACCAGGCAGUGAAGGAAAACAAGGGAAUUGAAAAGAAAAGUGCGUCUCCUCCACUUCCUUCUACUUCUCCUCCUACCACCACCACCAUCACCACCACCACACCAGCCUCCACACCCUCAUCCACAUCCACAUCCACCACAGUCACCACUAGCAGUACUAAUACAUCAUCCACCACCACCACAAAGCCCUCCACAGCCACCACCACUACUACCUCCACCACCACCACCACCCCCACAAAGGCCCCACAUCCUGUCUCUGCCCCAAGAAAGUCCCUCACUAAUGGAACCGCGAAAAAGGAACCUGUUUUACGACGAACCUCCACCACUACCUCUACCACCACCACCACCACCACCAGCAUGACAGAGAAGGUGGUGAAGAAGGAAGACUCACCAUCUGUCACCGUCAAGUCUGAUGCCUCUCCAGCCUCUUCACACAUGGAGAGUCAAGCGAAGGAGUCGAGAGUGAGUCAGAGUGAGUCAGGUGUCCCCAGCGUGUGUGAGUCGCCGCGCCUGGUUACUCAGAGCUCCCUGGAGUCCACCAAGGCUCCAGCGAGUCGCCAGAGCAGCACCUCAAGCUGUAUGUCCACCUUUGGCACCCCUAUCAUGCUCCCCACCACCACCUCCUCCUCCUCCACGCCCCCCCAGCAGAACACCUCCUUCCUCCACUCUUCCAGGGGGGCGUAUGAGGACCCCUACAGCUGUCCUGCUAAUUUGGUGGCCCCAGCAACACCAGACUUCCUGCGGGAGAUCAAGACACCCCCAGAGGUACCCACCCCUACAGCAGGCAUCUCCAAGUCUGCCCUCUAUGCCUCCACCUCCUGCCUCAAGGGACUCCCUGGGGCACGGCCUGUCAUCACCCCCAAGCCACCCAUGCUUAGAAAGCCCCGCGUGCCCUUAAAACCUCCGCCGGCCACCAGGGGGAUCUAUGCCACGCCAGCGCCCGUCACCCCUAAGGUCCCCAUCACAGGGCUCUCCGGGGCUGUCUCCACCCCUAACCUUGCGUCCAUGGGUGACUCAGCACUCUCGCUAGUACCCAAGCAGACACACCCACCAGUAGCGCACGCCUUCAGCACCCCCGUCAGGAAGGAGGCUGUGUAUGACAUCCCGGUGACCCUCCCACCCACCACCACCACCACCACUACCUCCUCCACCAUCUCACCGACACCCACCACCAUCACCCAAAACAAACCACCGACUGACGACACCAUAUAUCACGAGAUUACCGACACACUGACCAGCACCACCACCACCACCACCACCUCCUCUCCCUCCAACAUCCAAAGACACGAGUCCGCAAGGUGCCAAACGAGAUCCACUUUCGAAGCUAACCGUUCCUUACUGUCAGCCGCCCUUGACUUCAACAGUAGGGCGAAUCUGGCCAGACGGUCCGCACCCACACCUGCUGAGGACGACGAGGAGGACCAGGGGCACCCCGAGGAACCUGAAGGAACGACACAGACCCUGCAGGACGUUCAGAAGGAUAGGGAGUCAGCAUCCUCCUUCACUGAUGAUUUUGAUGAUGAUGAUGAGGAAGAGUUUGGAGAGGAGAGGAAGAGGGAAGAGAUACACCAGGCUCUCCCCGCCAUUACCACCACCACCGCCACCUCUUCCUCUUCCCCCUUCAGGAAUUCCAUCGGGCCUAUUGUUACUCAUGAGACGCAAGGACCUUACCAGCAUCCCAGUAGACCGCAGGAAGUGGAGGAACACCCCAGGGGCACCUCAGAUGACCUUCAAAUGUACCAGGUCCCACAGACAAGACCCAUCGCUUCCAGGUCACACUCUGUACCAAGGGCGUCGGAUCAUGUGGUUCGCCGGGUCAAUGAGGUGACGGGGCCGCUGGUGACCUCUGCUGCUCCUGUGUCCAUUAUUGGGGGCACUGUGACCUCAUCCUCUUCCGCCUCCAGUAGAUUCUUUAGUCGAUCUGGUUUCUUCCGGCCCUCCUCUCCUCCUGCAGGUGGGAAGAAAGACACAACCUCCUCCUCCUUCUCCUCCUCCUCUGAGCGGGGAAGAGAGAGAACAAAGAAGACCUCCUCCUCUUCCUCCUCCUCCUCCUCCUCUCGGCAGUUUUUGAAGAGACUGUUGCGGCUGGGGGGAGGGAAGGAGGAGGACAAGGGGAAGGAGGUGAAGAAGGAGGCGCUGAAGAAGGGAAGACCCACCAUCAUCCACCCACUGGACUACAAUGGACAGGGUGUGGAGGUCAUUGCUCGGCCAGAGAAGACGAUGCCUCUCUAUGACUACAGUGGCAUCUAUGGGUAUGUGCCACCCCCCCAGGCAGUGCCCCGCUUGCCCCCUGAGGAGACCUAUGCCAUCCCCGCCCAGGCUCGAGCGUCCCCCGUCCCCUCCUCCUCCUCCCUCUCCGCCACCUCCUCCAUCUCCUCUGACCCCCCUACCUCAGCCAGGGGGGAGGGAGGGGGUGUGGUGUAUGACCCUACCCCCCUCCCUACCUCCCUUCCUGCCCCAUACACCACCACUACCUCCACCAUCUCCACCACCUCCACCACCACCACCACCAACAGCACUUCCCUAGAGAAAAGGAAUUCUAGUGUGAGAAAGCAGGAGUCCACCUCAGGAGGAGCAGAGGUGGAGAGGCGAGAAUCCCUCCUCAGCCACACCUCCACCACAACCACCUCCACCACCUCCACUAAUAACAACAACAACAACAGCAGUAGCAGCACUCAUGGUCUUGGCUAUAACUCUGAAGGACGCCCUAGACCACCCCCACCACCCCGCAAAGCCUCCUUAGAAUCCCCCCAGCCACCCCAGAAGCCUUCCCCUCAGCUGACUCCACUGUCCCCUCGCCCCAUCCAAGCCUCCCCAGAGACCCCUGCCCGGCCACAGCGUCCCCCCCCCCACUGCACCCCAAGCAAUGCGGGACUAAGACUGCCCCUGCCCGGACCCCCCAAACUAGCAAGAGAUUCUGUUUAUGCUAAUUUAGGUGACGUGCGUGCCCCCAUCACCCCUCGCAAGCCAGGCCGUUCCUCCAGCAUCAGGGGUGAAGAGGACAGGGAGAAGAGGAGAGCCCCACAGCCCCCCGCCAUCAUACAGGAUAAAGAAGAAAGAUUACCACAAGUCUUUGCAACGCCUCACCCACACACCCACACACUCUACCCCCAGCAAGCAGCACAGGAGGCAGCACAGAAGGCCAGCAGCAGAUACCAACACCAGAAACAAGACAGUAUUAGCAGCACAGGCAGCAGCAGCACACCCCGGCCAGUCAGCAAGGGUCCAGCUCCUGCCCGGCCACCUCCACACCCCAACAGUGCAGCUGCCAACACUGAAGCUGCACUGGAGGAAGAUGAUGAUACUGGACCAAAAUACCACCACUACCCACAACAACAACAAGACAAGGAGAGUGCAGAGGAUGGAGGAGGAGGAGGAGGAGGAGGAGACCAGGGGACAAGAACCAGGAGGAGAACAAGGAGAACCAACUCAGACCGCCGUAACCCACAGGAGGGUGGGGGGCGGCUGAGCGGGGGGCGAGCGGGACCCCUGGCGCCGAGGUCCCUUCAGGCGCAGUAUGGGGCCGUCAUGUCUGCCAAUAUGGAUGCUCUUGCUAAUAUUCUUGACCAGCUCUCUGCAGAAACACACCCACAAGGCUAUGAGGAUCUGGUAAGCAUGUCAGCUACCUGGGGUGACAUUAACAUCGAUGACCGCAUCCUGGUGGGGGCGGGGCAGCGACUCUUCUAUCAAGGGGCGCUGCGGGGCCGGGACGUCACCCUCAUGUUGACGUCGGAGGCAAAGAUUGAGGCUCAUCACCUCCUGACGCCGCUCCCCCUGGUGGCCUUCAAGGAGGACCACCUGCCUGCACGCCUCCUCUCACACCGUACCAUUGUUAGGGGGAAUUUCUCACCUGGUACAGUGUGGGUCCUUCCUCCUAUGAAGCUGACAACACUAAGGUCUCGCAUCAAGGAGGAGAUGAGGGAGCCUGGGCCUGGGGAAUGGCUGCAGGACGCGUGUCUCCUCUUGCUGCAGCUGGUGACGGGUCUGAAGCAGCUGCAGGCCAGGGGGGUGGAGGAGACUUCACUGGACCUGGCAGUGGUGGCUCGGGACAGCAGGGACCCUCACCCACGCUUGAUUCUUGUCCCACCGCCACCUGAUGCCUGUGGAGGUGCCAUGUCGUUGUGCCAGUGUGCUGCAGCGGCCACUCUGCUGCUAGUGGGGGCGCUGCAGCCGGAGCAACAGGCCAGGGAGGGCAGCUGUGAGGUGCCGCCCUCUAUCCCCUCUCACCAUGCCUUUGUCUGUCUCCUGCAACUUCUACACAAGGAACGCUCUGUCUCGCUCACCCAGGCCAAGAGGGUGCUGGAGGCCAUGCUGUUUGGACCAGAGAGCUUCCUGGCAGGGGAGGAAGAGGACGAAGAUGAAGAGGAGGAGGAUGACGAGCAGGUGGAGGCAACCCUGGAGCGAUGGCUGGAUCUGGAGAGAGCCACCGUACUCCACUCCCUCACCCGCGGCCCCCCACACUCCCCCAUCCUGACCAAGUUCCACCUGCUGUUCCUGGUGAGCACCUCGGCCAGGGUGAUGAGGGAGGCAGUCAGGCUUUUGGCAGCGGCACGACCACAACCCCCUGAAGUGACGUCUUUUUAAACUUUUCUUCAAUUUUCUUCUUUUUUAUAUAAGAGGGGAAAUCUGGCCAAGGUAAACAAAAAGAAUUCAACAAAAAUGGCCACUGCAAUGCCAGUCCCCAGUAGGAAGUGUUGUUUAUUGACUGAUUCAUUAGUUCCUUUGUUUUUUUUCUUUUUCAUCUGUACCCUUAGGAAAAUCUAGCUUUUUUAAUUUAUUAUUGGGUGGAGGAAAUUUGACCUUCCUCUCCUGGAAGUUUUGUCUUUUAAACUGAACAAAAAGUGUUAUUUAUUGAUUGGUUCAUUUGCCUUUUUUAUUUUUCUUCUUUUUCACCUGUAUCUUUAGGAGAAUCUAGCUCUUUUAUCUAUUAUUAGGUGGAGCAAUCUUGGUUCCUGGAAAUUUAGUUUUUUUAUGAACUAAAAGAAGAAAUGUGUUAUUUGUUGAUUGGUGGCUUUUGUUUAAUCAGUUUUUCUUCUUUUUUCUGUAUUCUUUGAAAGGUUUAGUUUACUUAUUUGUUCAUAGCCAGCAUGCCCUUGACUCAUGGAAGUGACAUCUUUCUGAACUAAAAAGAAAAGUCACUCUAUUUAUUUAUAGAUCAUUUUUGUUCUCUCUCUCUUGUACUCAUAGGAAAAGUGACAUUUUCUUUUAUUGUUUUGUCCACUGUGAUGUUUGUUUAGGUUACUCCCACAAGAGUUGCUCCAGGAGAGAGAAAUGGUCAAGUAUUCUUUUUAAGUCAUCAAACACAUCAAGAUUUGUAUUGCUUAAUGAAAAAAUAAGCGAUUUUUUAUUUAUUUAUUUUUUUUUUUUUUGAGUUCUUCAAAGGUGAUAGAUUGUAUUUUUCUUCAAACCAAUUCACCCAAAGAAGAGAGUGACCUUUUUUUACGUGUUUGAAAAAAAGGUUCAUUCUUGUUAUUAGUGAGCUCCCAGAAGUGCCUGACCUCUCCCUGAAGUCACCGUGAAGUGAGUGCCUUGUUUCAGAGGCCAACUGUCUUCCAUAAAAAGAAAACUCAACUUCUGUAAGGCACAAAGAGUGACCUUAACCAGAAACUUAUUCAGAAGCACCAACAGGAAGAUGCUCGUGUUGUGACCCUUGUGUGCCUUAUCUUGCCUGACCUGACCUGAUCUGACCUGAAGCUGUACCUUGCUCACUCAUCCUCCAAGGCAGCACCACCCUCAUGAGUUGCUAGGGAAUCUCAACACCUCAUCACUUAUUGAGGACAAGAGAUAGAGGGGAAUCAGAAUGCUGUAUCUAUCACUGCUGGGAUGGAUGGAGAGGGGAUCUGAAUGCCCUACCCUUCUAUACUGCUGCCAGGAGGGAGGGAAGGAGGAUCUGAACACCUUAUUCUUUAUUUAAUGGCAGGAGAUAAGAGGGGAAUCAGAAUGCCUUGUUUAACACUGCUGGGAAGGAGAGAAGGAUCUGAAUACCCUACCCUUAUUUAAUGUUGCCAGGAGGGAAAGGAGGAGGAUCUGAAUACAUUAUUUAUUCUCUCUUGCUGCUGGGAGGGAGGUAAAGAGAAGCAGAAUGCCCAGUGUCCCUGUGAUGGUGGGAGGGAUGCAGAGAGGAUCCAAUGCCCCCAUUCCCUGUCUAAUUAUACUGGAAGGGGCAGCUGAUCCUAAGUCAUUUCAUUCCCAUGUGCUAAUAUUUCACUGGAUAGGACUGUGUGUGUGUGUGUGUGUGUGUGUGUGUGUGUGUGUGGAGGAAGAGGUACAGUGUUGUGAAUUGUGAUUUGUGAUUAUAGUGCUCAACCACAUUGUGUAAAUGUGUGUGUGGGGGGGGGGGAGAUAGGGUGAGUGAAUGAAUCAAAGUAUAUUCUCUACCAACAUAAUUUUAAAAAUAUUCUGAGAUAUUGUGAAUAAUCAAAAGUAACCAGAGAGAGAGAGAGAGAGAGGUGAAUGUAAGUACUAUGUGAAUUAAGUAAUGUAUGCACAAUGUCAGGUAAUGGAGUAUCUUCUGCAAUAAUUAAUUACAAGCAGGACAAGCUUUAAGUUCUCACAAAUUAAAUGUAGAUCAUUGAUAAUUGAUAUUUUGUAUUUCAGAAAACUUGAAAAGAGUGAAGUUAUUAUUUUGAACCAGUGUUUGUUGUGAUUUUAUACGAAUGUUAGUUGUGGUUUUCAAGGCGACACUUUUUAUAUGUAUUUUUAUUAACUUUAUUUAACUUCCUACUGUUUUUAUGUGCCACGUGUGAAUGAGGUUAUAAUUAUUAGUAGUUUUGAUAUGCUGACUAUACAGUAUAUAACUUCUUAAUCACCUGUAUAACUUUUCUUAAUUAUUUUCUUUUCUUUUGUGGUGUAAUGUAUGUUUCUUCUUUUGUAUAUAAUGUAAUUUUUUUGUACAAUUAUCUCAAUUGGUGUGUUUGUACAUAAUUCCUUCACCAGACUGGUCAAGUGGUCCUUACCAUGGAAUAAAACGGUGACUCAAA